ACCCCCGCCCCAGCGCACCUUUCCCAAGAUGGCGGCGGCGGCGGUGUCCCUGGCUGCUGGGCGGUGCUGAGGGACCCGCCGCCCUGGGACGCAGCGCGCCGGGAGUGGGGCGCAGCACCUGCAGCCUUUUAACAUGGACUCUGUAAAGCCUGCUGUGUGCCAUGCCCUCGAACCUGGACAGGUUUGCACCAUGUCUGCCUUGUUACCCUGGCCCCAGCAAUGAAACGCUGCUCUCUGCUUAUCUGUGCACCUCAACUCAGGAUCCGACGUCACGCCGGCACGUUUCCAGCUCGAUGCAGAGACAGAAGAUCUCCUUAGGGGGAGCAGACCAGUGAUGUGACGGACACCAGCUACACACACCACCUGGCACUGCUUGUGGGGGAGGAGAGCUCUCUCCAGGCAUCAUGAUCCGGAGACUCCUGGACAGGCCCUGCACCUUGGCCCUGCUCAUUGGCUUCCAGUUUGCCUUCAUGGUGUACUUCUCCUUCGGCGGUUUCCGGAACCUGACCUCCAUCUUCGGGCGUGACUCGAACCCCGUCUUCGACUACUCCCGCACCCGGGAUGUGUACACCAACCUGAGUCACCUCCUGCCCCGGCCGCCUCCAGGCGGCAGCCCCACAGGGUCCCUGCCCUACUGCCCCGAGCGCUCGCCCUACCUCAUUGGCCCCCUGACAGUGAGCUUCAGUCAGGUGCCGACGCUGAAGCAGAUCGUGGAGAAGAACCUGGCGGUGAGGGAAGGGGGCAGAUACCGGCCCGUGACCUGCGAGCCCCGCUCCCGUACGGCCGUGAUCAUCCCCCACCGCAACCGGGAGACACACCUGCGCCACCUGCUCUACUACCUGCACCCCUUCCUGCAGCGCCAGCAGCUGCAGUACGGCAUCUAUGUCAUCCACCAGGCUGGAAACUCCACCUUCAACCGGGCCAAGCUGCUGAACGUGGGAGUGAAGGAGGCUCUGAGGGACGAGGAGUGGGACUGCCUCUUCCUGCACGAUGUCGACCUCAUCCCCGAGAACGACCACAACCUGUACACCUGCGACCCCUGGAGUCCCAAGCACGUCUCCAUCGCCAUGAACAAGUUCGGCUACAGCCUCCCGUAUGCCCAGUACUUUGGCGGCGUGUCGGCGCUCACCCCAAAUCAGUAUCUGAAAAUGAACGGCUUCCCCAAUGAGUACUGGGGCUGGGGUGGGGAGGACGACGACAUUGCCACCAGGGUGCGUCUGGCUGGCAUGAAGAUCUCGCGCCCCCCCAUAUCGGUCGGCCACUACAAGAUGGUGAAGCACAAAGGCGACCAAGGCAAUGAGGAGAACCCACACCGGUUUGACCUGCUGAUCCGGACACAGAGGAUGUGGACACAGGACGGCAUGAACUCGCUCACCUACACGCUGCUGGCCAAGGAGCUGCAUCCCCUGUACACCAACAUCACCGCUGACAUUGGGACUGACCCCCGGGCGCUGAAGGGCAAGAAGGGGUCUGUGCCUGGCUUCGGGGGGCAGAAGUACAAGACUGAGACUAACCAUGAGUUCAGGCAGGAGAUGCUGCGCAAAACACAUCCUGCCAAGCUACCCUGGGCCACAGCAAACUGGGGGAAGCAGCCCCCACCCCUGCCCCAGAGGUCUGGACAGGAUGGUGGCUGGGGAGCACCCACAGCCCCCGGGACACAGAGCGAGGGGCCUGGAGCCACCGCAGGCCAGCUGGGGGGCAGGGAAGGGGCUGCAUGGGACAGCACCCAGAGGAAGGCCCAGGGCGGAGCUGCGGACAGCUCUGGGCCUCAGCGUGGAGCUGCUCAGGGCACCCAGCUGAGUGCCGGCAUCUCUCCACGGAGCCCUGACGCAUUGCAGCACAGCCAGGAGACCUCUAGCAAGGGGAAGCCUGAGUCUGGGGCAAUGGAUUUGGGUGGGGCUGAGAAUGCAGGGGGCAGUGCCCCACAGGCCCUGGCACAAGGGCAGCCCCCCCAGACACAGUGGGACAAUCAGACCUUCCCGCCGAGCACCCGCUAACCAGAGAGGGCCCUGGACAUCAGGAAUGGGAUCGGGGCAGCCAGAGACUCGCUGUGUGAGCUGAGCCCUUCCCAGCUCCUAGAACAAAGGCCAUGGGUCAUGUUGGACUGGAGGCACUGGCCCUGUGCUGCUCCCAUGUGCCAGGCUUGGUUGUGAGGCCUGGCACCCAGGGGCUCCUGCCCAGGCCAGGCGUGGACAAAUCUGCAGGGUGGACCCUGUGUGAGCUGAUAGGUCUUGGGCCUGUUCACAGUGGGACAGGACCCAUCAGCCAGCUUGCCCCCACCGUUGGCACCUUUGCCUGCAGCCUCAGCACAGGCUGUGGCUUAGAGUUCCCCAAGCUGGGCUGUAAAGCAGAGAAGGUUGGCCCAUUGCUGGCUGUGUUGGCCCAGGAAACCAUCCUGCUGAGGCAGUAGAUCAGGGCAGAGCCUAGUA
Messenger RNA from Trachemys scripta elegans, 2429 nucleotides. RefSeq names its product beta-1,4-galactosyltransferase 3 (gene B4GALT3). Gene Ontology annotation, biological process: galactosylceramide biosynthetic process; carbohydrate metabolic process. NCBI's taxonomy places the organism in Eukaryota, Metazoa, Chordata, Testudines, Emydidae. Gene Ontology annotation, molecular function: glycosyltransferase activity. The transcript is spliced from 9 exons. The coding region runs from base 405 to 1997 and encodes 530 amino acids. The record is from RefSeq and is a predicted model, not a curated record.